AUGAGUACAGGAACACCACCCCUCCGCCCCGCGAUCAAGAUGACGGUGAACCCGCCGAACGACGGGAGCGGGACGCCGCAGACCCUCUCGCCCGUCUCCGGCACCAACACGCCGAGCACGGCAGCCUCCUUUGCGCACCAGCAGGGCCACGGACACAGCCCGCGCGGCAGCAUCAGCGGGCUCGGCGUGACGGGUGCAGGCUUCCCGCGCACGAUGACGGCGGGGACGACCUCCUCAGUCGGCGACGGAAAGUACAGGCGCAAGGUCGGGUUCGAGACGUUCGAUGCCCAGCCUGAGAGUUUGUUCACAUAUACAUGUCAGGCCAAAUCCGAGGGCUACAAACGGUCGCGGAACACGCGCGUGUUCCUCGUCGCCGUGUCCCCGGACGAAUCGGGCGAGGACGCCCUCGACUGGCUCAUGAGCGAACUGGUGGAAGAUGGAGACGAGGUCAUCGCUAUGCGUGUUAAGGACAUGGGCGAGAGCGAACGUCACACCGAGGUCGCGCACGAGCACCUCCGCGAGGAGGCCAACGAGAUGCUCCAAACGGUGCUCCAGAAGAACAACGAGGAGGACGGGCGUAAGAUCUCGGUCAUUGUCGAAGUCGUCGUCGGGCACAUCCCCGAGAUGAUUCUUAAAAUGAUUGCGCUGUACCGCCCCGACUCGCUAGUCGUCGGAACGAAGGGGCAGCGCUCCAAGGUCUCGCGCUGGGGCAAGGCUUUCGGCGCGCCCGGAAUGGGCUCGAUCAGUCGAUUCGCCGUGUCCCACUCCCCCGUCCCCGUUAUUGUCGUCCGGCCCGAGCGCAAGGUGAAGAAGACGCAGGAGAAGCGCGAGGCGGCGGGCAAACGCGGCCAAUACGCGGCGCUCGUGGGCGACAAUGACAUUGUCCUGAGCCGGAGCAGGAGUCGCGAGCGCAGUCGCUCCAGGGGACGGAGCAUCGAUACCGAUCGCGAGUGA
Molecule: messenger RNA, 954 nt
Organism: Trichosporon asahii var. asahii CBS 2479
Lineage: Eukaryota; Fungi; Basidiomycota; Tremellomycetes; Trichosporonales; Trichosporonaceae
Exons: 3
Coding region: 1-954 (317 amino acids)
Source: RefSeq, a predicted model, not a curated record